AUGACCUCCAGCAUUGCCCAUGAGGAGAAGGACAUUAAACAUGAGUUCCUUCUCUGUGAGAUACAGCUUGAUUUGGGGGAUGAAGCAUUUGUGGAACCAAUCACAGAACUGUGUGGUGCCAAGCGGGUUGGUUAUUUUGGUCCAACUCAGUUUUAUGUUGCCUUGAAAUUAAUUGCUGCAGCACAGUCUGGCCUCCCUGUGAGGAUAGAGAGUAUUAAAUGUGAAUUGCCGCUGCCUCGCUUUAUGAUGUCAAAGACUGACAGUGAGAUACGAUUUGGGAACUCGGCUGAGCUGCAUGGAACUAAGGUUCAAAUUCCAUAUUUAAUCUCGGAAAAAAAUACCUUCAAAAGAACAGAUGAUGAGGAUAAACAGCAGGAAACACAGUCUCCCACGAUGUCACCCCUCGCCUCCCCUCCUUCUUCCCCGCCUCAUUACCAGAGGGUGCCCUUGAGCCAUGGCUACAGCAAACUGCGGAGCAGCACGGAGCAGAUGCAUCCAGCUCCUUAUGAAGCUAGACAGCCCCUUGUCCAGCCUGAGGGACCCUCAUCAGGGAACCAAGGAACCAAGCCUUCUCGGCAUCAGGCUUCCCUUAUCCGAUCAUUUUCAGUGGAGAGAGAACUGCAAGAUAACAACAGUAAUUACCUGGAUGAACCGUGGAGGAUAACAGAAGAGCAACGCGAGUACUAUGUCAAUCAGUUUCGAUCCCUUCAGCCAGAUCCGAGUUCCUUCAUUUCAGGUUCAGUGGCCAAGAACUUCUUCACCAAAUCAAAGCUUUCCAUUCCAGAACUCUCCUAUAUAUGGGAACUUAGUGAUGCUGACUGUGAUGGAGCCCUGACCCUGCCGGAGUUCUGUGCUGCGUUUCAUCUCAUUGUGGCCCGGAAGAACGGCUAUCCACUUCCCGAGGGCCUCCCUCCAACUCUGCAGCCAGAGUACCUGCAAGCAGCCUUUCCUAAGUCCAAGUGGGAGUGUGCGUUAUUUGAUUCUUAUUCUGAGUCCAUGCCAGCAAACCAACAACCCCAUGACUUGAAUCGGAUGGAGAAGUUAUCUAUUAAAGACAUGGCUGAGUUUCCUGUUCCUACUCAAGAUAUGACUGGUGAUGACAAACAAGCUUUGAAAAGUACUACAGAUGAAGCCUUACCAAAGGACAUGUCUGAGGAUCCAGCCACUCCUAAGGAUUCCAACAGUCUCAAAACAAGACCAAGAUCCAGAUCUUACUCUAGCACCUCCAUAGAAGAGGCCAUGAAAAGGGGCGAGGACCCUCCUACCCCGCCACCGCGGCCACAGAAAACUCAUUCCAGAGCCUCCUCCUUGGAUCUGAAUAAAGUCUUCCAGCCCAGUGUGUCAGCUACCAAGUCAGGAUUGUUACCUCCACCACCUGCACUUCCUCCAAGACCUUGUCCAUCACAGUCUGAACAAGCGUCCGAAGCUGAGCCACACCCACAGCUGAACAGAGCCCCUUCCCAAGCUGCAGAGAGUAGUCCAACAAAGAAGGACAUAUCAUAUUCUCAGCCCCCUUCAAAGCCUAUCCGUAGGAAAUUACGACCUGAAAAUCAAGCUACAGAAAAUCAAGAGCCUUGUACCACUAUUGGCGGUCCAGCUCCUGUAGCAACUGUGAAACCCCAUCCAACAUUCCAAAAACAGUCUUCCAAACAGAAGAAGGCUAUUCAAACUGCUAUCCGCAAAAAUAAAGAGGCAAAUGCAGUGCUCGCCCGGUUGAACAGUGAACUCCAGCAGCAGCUCAAGGAGGUUCAUCAAGAGCGGAUUGCAUUGGAAAACCAAUUGGAACAACUUCGUCCAGUCACCGUGUUGUGACCCCAAGACCCAAGUAAUAGUUGGUGACCUUUUCUGCCAAGAGCUCCCUUCGACUGUUUCAAUCCAACUACUUGUCAUAAAUAUCUGACUGUCAAAAGCUGUAAGCAGCAGAAUAGAAUCCAUGUUAUCUUUUCUCUUGUGUGUUUUACUGUGAUGGAAAAAUACAACUGAUUAUCACACUUGAAAUUGUAAUUAUCAGUGGAACUUCUCUCCCAUUCUUCACUUCCUUGAGGUGUUAGAUAUUGCUCCUUACCAAAAAUUAGUCUUCUAGCAAAUAACAAUUUAGAGCAUUAUUUAUUUAAAGAAUUUAUGAUUUGUACAAAACCUUAUAACCCAGUACCUUCAGGAUGCUUGUUUUAUUUUUGUGUGUAUAUCAUGUACAGUGGGUUGGUUUCCUGAAUAAUUGGAAUUCUAACUGUAUAGUCUUUGGCAUGAUGAUAAUAAAAACAAAAACUAAAAUAAAACAAAAGCAUCAGAUUUAGAAUGGCUCUGUGCCCUCUACCACCAUAUGCCAAAAAAAUGCUUCUUUAGUGCCAUUUUGAUAUUAUAUCUAGCUAUAAAUAAUACAUGACUAUUGUUUUCUACUGAAUGUCAAAGACUGACUGGGUCUUUACACCUCUGUAAAGUGGAAUUUUUGUUAGUGAUCUAUUUAACUUGGCCCAGCUAGGCCUUCAACUCAGAUAACUCAGUCCUUUCAUGUAAAUUUUAGGUCAAGAGCAAUGUGCUUUAACUGCCUCACCUGAUCAAAUUAAAUAAAUAGUUGCCAGAUUUCUUACUUUUAUCCUGCAUGGGAUAACAUAUCUGUAAAUGCAUGAAUUUGGAAACUACUCAUCAAAGAUGAAAGGCCGAUGAGACUGGAUUAACAUUUGUUGUUUGAACCCAGGUAUUCAAACUGGGGAAGAAGAGGGAAAAUGGUUGUUACUAACCAUUCGACAAUUUCUGGUAAUUAUUUUUGUCUUUGUUAUUGUAACCUGGAUUGUGAGUGUAUUGGGUAUGAAGACAUAAUGAAAGAAAACCAAUUCUGACACCGGAUAUAUAACUAUUUGGUUCUAUGUGAAGUGUAUCCUUGAGAAGUGAUUGGUUUAUGUGCAGUCCAGAGGGGCCCAAUUGACUCCAGUGUAAGUGAGAUAAUACAGUGAAUUCAAAUCGCAGAAGCUAGUGUCCUACAGAAAUUCUGAUAGCUGCUGCUUCACCUGAAAGCUCAAGUUGAAAAUGGGAAUUGACUAACCCUCACAGGGAUCAGGGCACACCAGCUUUAAUAUCAAUUUGAGAGAUUGAUGGAAAGAAAUGCUGUCUCUUACGCAUUUUGCUACUUUAUCCAUUUUUAGGAUAGAGGAGUGGGGUGUGCCUAGGGUCCCUUUUGAAGUGGUUUGGAUAGGUUUGUAGCAUGUGAGAUUGUCUUUGAUUUUAAUAGUAUGGACAGCUUUUAGAAAAGUUGGCGUUUAUUUAAUGCUUCCUUAUUCCAUUGUCAAGCUUUAUCAAUAGCUUAAUGGCAGAAGAGAAAGGCUCAAACAGAUGAUGUUUUUCCAAAGAAAAACAAAUUGUUGGUUCUGUUCUGUGCAUAUUAAAGGCUUUCGAAUUGGUUUGAUUUUAAAAAUCAGAAAUCUUGAACUCUUUAUCUAUUCAUACCCUUUUCUUUCCCCCUUUGACUGCUUUUUCCAUCCCUGUAAGAAUGGUUCAGAAUUAGUUUCAACCCUUCCUAAGGUCAUGAAUGAGUCAGUGCAAAGUUAACCUCUUUUCCCAUGUUCUGAGAUCUGGGGGCUGCAACAAAUUUAAUCAACAGUGUCCUUGUCACAGACAUAUCACAGCAUGUUUGCCUUUUGUUACAUUCAAUGUAGGAAAGAACAGCGUAUGCACUUUAUCCCAUAAUCUUCCAGUACAUAUACACUCACUCGAGAUAGCACUUCAUAUCCAUUAAGCAGACAUAUAAACUAAGGAAUGUUACUCUAUAUUAUGUAUUUUUAAGAUGUUGACAUCCCCCCCCCCCCCAGCAAGCCAAUGCCAGAGUGAGCCAAAUUAGGUUGGGGUUUUGUUUAGUUUGGUUUUCAUUAAAGGAAAAAAACUUGCAUUGGACAAUCAAAGCUCCAUGAGUUGCAUAGUUUCACCAAUAUUUUAAGAUAAACAUUGCAUUAAAGCACAUACCAAUAAUAUCUAUACUAAGUCUUGACUGGACUUUUAGUGACCACAGUUUAUUAGUUGUUUAGAAGUGGAUUUUUAAAAAAUAAUUAAACACAAACACAUAGACGUACAUAUACUUACACACAUUAUUAUUACCUAACUAGUGCUCAUUCUCUCUUUCUCUGUUUUCUUAGGAUGUAUACUUUCAGUUUAGGAUUAUAACUCCUGAUAAUGUUUCUGUGAGCCUUUAAAUGUGGUUUAUAGGAAAGCUGGGCUAUUGAAAUCACCAUUAUAUCUCUUCUAUAAAACUACUCUAAAAUUAGACCUGCUUGUUGGGCAGAGUUCUGUGGACAGAGGCCAAUGUCGCCCCCAUACAUGGGGAUUUAAUAACCUUGUUGUUAAGUGGUCUUCUUCCAUAGGGGUUCUGUAGUCCCAUGGAUGAAAGUACAGUAGAAGCUGAUAGUGGGCUUAUUAGAUACCUCAAUGUCUUGUAUGUGGCAUAUUGCUUUUGCCACCUCUCUAUCCAGUAGACAUGGAGCAAAACCAAAAUGUAGAUUUUUGGAAUGGAGGUACAUGUUGUCAUCAAGGCAGAUAUUUGCUUUAGUUGGGAGGAUUUAACUGCUUUAUUAUUAUUAGAGAAGUGCUUUUGGCCUGAUUGGGAGAAGAGGCAGCUUAACUGAAAGCUGUGCCCAUUUUACUGUCAUUGGAGACUAGGAUGCCUGACCUGAGAGGCUAGGAUACCUGUACCCAUCUCUUGCUGUUUGCUAAUGGGGAAACCGAGGCCCUGGGAAACCACAGUUCCUAGCCCAAGGAUCCAUAGAAAGAAGUAAGUAGUGGCAGAGUUGGGAUGCCAGCCUGAUUUUAUGGAUUCUAAGUUAACUUUUCGAGCCUCUAGCAAUAUUAAAAACAGAUUAGAAGGGUUUCUUCUAGUUACCUUGUUGGAUUUUAUUUACUUAAUUAAUCAGUCUUAAAAUAUGCAAACAUAUUUUAAUGAACAUUAGAGCUAAAUAUUUCUCAUGGAUGAAAGCAAAAAAUAAAAAAUCUGAAGCGAAAGAAUAUGAUUAACUAUUUGUUCUUUCAAACACCUCACCUUUCAUGAUGCAAUAAGUUACUCUGAGUUUCUUGGCAGAACUUUUGAGGGCUAUUGCUUUGAAUGGAUUCCAUUCCUGUAUUCCUUAUGGGAGUUUGUUUUUAAAAUAGACUAGAAAUGAACUCAAUAUGUAGUAAGUUAGUUUUCUUCAAUAUAUCUUUGGUUACUUGGGUUGCAAAUGUUCAAUUUCAGCAUACUUUAGGGUGAGUAAUCAAAAACACGAGUUUUCCUUUGAUUUCCUACCAAUGUCUGAACUCUAUCAUGAAGCAUCCUUCUCUUCAUAUGUGACUUGAUUCUAUAGUCUGUUUCUACAUGAUAUUGUCUAUUUCUUAAAUGAUCUCACCCUCACGGUAAUAAUAGAUGUGUAUUCAGAAUAUCAGUAAGAAAAUAAUCUGCAACGAAAAUAAUCUGCAACGGAUGUGUUUUUUACAGUUAAGGCAAGCUUUUGCAAGUGUCUUCUAAGCAGUAGUUUGAAAUAUCUCAAUUGUAGUAUAACACCUUAGAGCUAAAAACAUUUGUCCAACACAAACUAGAAUCACCCUCCUGGCUAGAUACCACCAAGGGAAAUGUGAUUUUAAACAUAUAUAAAAAAGAAUUUCAAAUAUCUUAGCAACCAGAUCUUUCCAUGUUGACCAGUAGGAUUCAAUAAGUUGUAGCUUGCAAGUUAGGAAUAUGUGAACAAAAUGAAAUCUCAGUUGAGAACCUUUUUCUCUCUAGUUAAAUAGAACACUAGUAACUUGGGUUUCUCUUUCCAACUGGUUUAUUCUGUUUUAAGUGUAUACUUUUAAAACUCUGAUCAAAGGAUCACUUGAAUUUACACUAGUUUUUGUGUUCUGUUAUGGGUUUUUUGCAUCAUGAGUCAGUGUAGAACAAAGUAGGGAUUUGGGUUUUUGGAGUCCUGAGCUGGCAUAUCUUGCUUCUUCUUUGGCACAGCUAAGGGAAACUGCCCACCAAUGCCAACAGAUCAGUCAUUAAUGGAUAUUUGAGUGUGAGUUUACUCUGUAACCACCCUGCUUUACUUGUUUGCAUUGAGAAAUGCAUCUAGUUUUGUGACCCUCCCAAGAGCAACUUUAAGAACAGCAGACAUGGAGAGCCAGACUGUAAAAUCAAUACAAGCAGAUUCUAAGAGCUGCUUUCCUCCUCAAAAAUAGGCUUUCAGAGGCUGCCUUACAAGCAUUCCUUGAAACAACCAGUCUGUUAAAGUGAGCAAGACAUUCCAGAUCGGUAGUUGCUUUAAGGCUUAUGUAGUUAUUUUCUAUGUUGACUAACACAAAUGAUGUUAAAGGAACCUUUUCUAAAAGGCAUUGCAGGGUUUCUAUUGAGAGGACUUGUACAAGUUACAGAAGCCUUGCUCUGCUCUGAACAAUUGGGGGGGGGUGGUGUAUUUUUUGUGUUUUGUGAGUUUUCCUAUCUCUCUCUAAGUUAAGUUCAUUGCUGUGUGAGGUUGAAGAAAGUGGUUUUAUGACUUUGAAGACCAGAGGACAUUGGCUUGAAUUGAAAUUUGGUGACUACAAGAAGGAAAACUUCACGUACCAGUUCCAUCCUAAAGCUCCUCCAGGGAGCUCUGCCCUGGGAAUGGAACAAUUGAUGCCAUACUUUCAUUGCAUGAUGAUUGGAUCAAAUGAAGUGUGUGUGUGUGUGUGUGUGUGUGUGUGUGUUUCUGUUUUAAGACAACUUGCAUGAGGGCUUCAAAUGAACCCACCUUGGGAACUGGGUACACCUUUUUCUUUAGCACUACCAUUCCGUUUUUCUUUAACACAAAUAUGUUCAAGUGAGCCACAGGCGGGAAGAGCCAUUUUAGUUUUUGUAACAGUGGGUCAGAAGAGAUAAUGAGCUGAUGGUCUAUUUUAACCUUGAAAGUAAAAAUGUAUAUUUUUUCAUGACAGGUGCAUUGAACAGUAAACAAGUAACAGCAAAGUAUAUAUUUGAUGUCUUCUCUCUUUUCAUGAUUAUGUGCUAAUAAGUUGUGUUAAUAUUUUAUUCAGCCAGAGUCUCAUUCAUUUGCUAAGCAUUAGGAACAUUAUGUAUAUUGAUCUUAAAUAUAAAUAAAUAUAGGGUAUCGUAUAUUUGGAUUCUGACUUGUAGACUCAAGCUAACCUUUACUGCCUCUUUUUCACACUUGUUGGAAAGUCUAUGAAGAACAUAAUAGGUUAAAAGUCUCCAGCUUUGGAAAAUGUACAUGAUGUGAAACUGGAGUGUUAUGUUAAAAAUAAAUGUCUUGGUGUCUAUUUGUGGUCUGCAUUUGGUCUUGUGCAUUUAAUGCAAGUAACAUGAAAAGGAGUUGAAGGUCUUCCCAAUUAAAUCAAAGUCUCAGAUUUGGGUAUUUUCACCUUCCAGUGAUCUGAGCUAGUUCCUUAAAUAUCUGUACACAGUAAACACAAGGCAAUCAUGGGAAAUCAUGGCUAAUUCACAGUGCAUUUUAAAGAUCCCACUGAAGUAAAAACUUGGCUUAAUAUGGUGUCAGAUUAUUUGCUUCAUCUUGUCAGUGUUCUUUUUAAAAAUGUUUUAUUGAAUUUACUGGUGUGACAUUGGUUAAUAAAAUUAUUUAGGUC
This is a messenger RNA of Molossus molossus (Pallas's mastiff bat), 7572 nucleotides long. RefSeq names its product RALBP1 associated Eps domain containing 2 (gene REPS2). Lineage: Eukaryota; Metazoa; Chordata; Mammalia; Chiroptera; Molossidae. The transcript is spliced from 18 exons. Gene Ontology annotation, molecular function: calcium ion binding; protein binding. Bases 1 to 1812 code for a protein of 603 amino acids. Gene Ontology annotation, biological process: endocytosis; endosomal transport. Gene Ontology annotation, cellular component: cytoplasm; plasma membrane. The record is from RefSeq and is a predicted model, not a curated record.